Messenger RNA from Glycine soja, 726 nucleotides. RefSeq names its product 26S proteasome non-ATPase regulatory subunit 7 homolog A-like. Gene Ontology annotation, molecular function: protein binding; metallopeptidase activity. Lineage: Eukaryota; Viridiplantae; Streptophyta; Magnoliopsida; Fabales; Fabaceae. The transcript has 7 exons. Bases 1 to 726 code for a protein of 241 amino acids. The record is from RefSeq and is a predicted model, not a curated record. Gene Ontology annotation, biological process: proteasome-mediated ubiquitin-dependent protein catabolic process. Gene Ontology annotation, cellular component: proteasome complex.
AUGCCCUUUGAAGAAGAUGACAAGGAUCCUAACAUUUGGUUUCUUGACCAUAAUUACCAUGAAUCGAUGUUUUCCAUGUUUAAAAGAAUAAAUGCAAAGGAGCAUGUUGUGGGGUGGUAUAGCACUGGUCCAAAGUUGCGUGAAAAUGACUUUGACACUCAUGGGUUAUUUAAUGUCUAUGUUCCAAAUCCUGUCUUGGUUAUAAUUGAUGUUGAACCUAAGGAAUUAGGAAUCCCAAGAAAAACAUAUUAUGUCGUUGAAGAGGUUAAAGAGAAUGCCACUCAAAAAAGUCAAAAGGUGUUUGUACAUGUGCCAUCAGAGAUUACUACUAAUGAAGUUGAGGAAAUAUUAGUGGAACACUUGCUUAGAUAUGUGAAGGAUACAACCAUUAGCAUCCUUGUGACAAAGGUAAGUGCAAACCUCACAACCUUGAAGGGUUUGGAUGCAAGACUUAAAGAGAUCAGGGGUUUCUUUGACCUUGUUAUUGAUGGAAAGCUUCCAUUAAACCAUGAGAUCCUGUACCAUCUGCAAGACGUGUUUAACCUGUUACCAAAUCUCAAUGUUGUUGAUCUUUUGUCAAGGCUUUGGUAUAGGGCUCCAGAACUUCUUUUGGGUUCAACUGAUUAUGGAUUCAACAUUGAUCUCUGUAGUGCAGGAUGCCUAUUGGCUGAGAUGCUUGUUGGAAGACCAAUUAUGCCUGGCAGGACAGGGGUACCAAUUAGCUAA